This is a messenger RNA of Salvia hispanica, 2551 nucleotides long. RefSeq names its product putative hexosyltransferase MUCI70. Lineage: Eukaryota; Viridiplantae; Streptophyta; Magnoliopsida; Lamiales; Lamiaceae. The record is from RefSeq and is a predicted model, not a curated record.
UUCUUCUCCAAUUUAAAAGAGGGCCUCGUAAAUCUUGAUCUCAAUCGAUUUCGCACAAACCCUAGGAUUCGAUCACCAACCAGCCCUCUAAUUCAGGGCCAUUCAUUAUUUUCCUCAACAAAUUUUAUCUCCUUUUUGUCGCCCAUUGCAGCUCCACUCCGAGUUAAAAUUUGUGGAUUUUAUCAUUGUUGUUUCGUGUGAUUAAGGUAGGUAGGUAGUGAAUCUGGAUUUGGGAUCUAAGUGUUGUUCUUCAACUUUGUUUUCUCAGUCUUGGAAUUAUUGCUCAGUUCAGAAAAUUUGGCAGCAUUUUUUGUUGUACUUUUGUGCAUUGAUUUGCUAGAUUGGAAACAAUUCUGUUUGGGAUUUCAAUUGAACUGUAGUUGUAUAGCUUUACCUGAGAAUUUGUGCUGAGAAAUUUAGGCGAAUUCCGCAUUAUUUGAUGCUAAUUGGCAUGAUUGGGUUGUAGUUGAAGUUAAUUUGUGCUGGUGAAGUGAUAAAGAUUGAAUCUUUGAGCUCCAACUAGAGAUUUUCUCUUUUUGAGGUGUGAUUGGAGAUUCGAUUUGGAAGCAAUUGGAUGAGGGAAGGGGGGAGAUGAGAGGUGAAGUUUGGGGGUUGAGGAGAAAACAAUGACUACAGGGUCAUUGGGUCUGCGAUCUUCGGGAAGUUAUGGAUCGUUGCAGCAGAUUCAGAAUGCUGCAUUCUGUUUGCCAAUACAAAGUACGCCGCCCCUCUCAAGGAAGCCGCCUAAAAUGCUCAAGGAGAAGGACAGAUUCUUCCACUGGAUCUUUAAAUUCGCCCCCAGAAAGAAAAUUGGAAUGCUGCUACUGUGUUUCGUGUCCUUCGUUGUUUUCAUGUGGGUCUUGAUUGUUGGCAAAGGUGAUGAGGCCCGAGACAGCCUUCUUCCACGCAUAAAUAUCGAGUCUGCACCAACAUCCAAUGAUAAACUUAUUAUGAUUCGAAGUUCCGAUUCUCAAACUCUGGAAGUGCUGGGGAGUUUAAAUGCCACUCUGCCACCUCCGCCUCCACCACCUGUCUAUUUUACUGGGUAUGAACUCCCACCUGGGAAUCCAUGUGAACAUUUUGCGUUGCCUCCGCCUCCAGCCGAUAAGAAGAGGACCGGGCCACGUCCAUGCCCUGUAUGCUACCUACCUUUGAAAGACGCCAUUGCUCUGAUGCCAAAUGCAUCUUCUGUUUCUCCAGUAAUCAGGGAUUUGACAUACAUUCACGAAGAAAAUUUAACUAAAUCUGAAUUUGGAGGGUCAGAAUUUGGUGGCUAUCCUUCUCUGCGACAGAGGAGCGAUUCCUAUGAUAUAAGAGAGUCGAUGAACAUCCACUGUGGGUUUGUCAGAGGAGUGAAACUAGGUCGUGGGACAGGUUUUGACGUUGAUGAUUCUGACCUUCUAGAAAUGGAAAACUGUCGAGGAGUGGUAGUCGCAUCAGCAAUAUUUGGGGCAUUUGAUUUGAUACGGCAACCCAAGGAAAUCAGCGAAUAUACCAAAACGAAUGCCUGCUUUCACAUGUUUGUGGAUGAAGAGACAGCAGACUUUUUAAAGAAUUCCACUGAGCUAGGCAGUGACAAGAAAGUCGGGCUGUGGAGGAUUAUAGUUGUCCAUAACCUACCUUAUUCUGAUCCGAGACGCAAUGGAAAGAUUCCCAAACUUCUACUUCAUCGGCUUUUCCCUAACGCUCGGUACUCACUGUGGAUUGAUGCUAAACUCGAGCUGGUUGUGGAUCCCAUUCAAAUUCUAGAAAGAUUCUUGUGGAGGAAAAAUGCAAGCUUUGCGAUAUCAAGGCAUUAUAAGCGUUUUGAUGUGUUUCUUGAAGCAGAGGCUAAUAAAGCCGCAGGGAAAUACGAUAAUUCUUCUAUUGAUUUCCAGAUUGAGUUUUACAAAAAGGAGGGUUUGACGCCAUAUUCAUCUGCAAAAUUGCCCAUUACUAGUGAUGUUCCAGAGGGGUGUGUUAUUAUCAAGGAGCAUAUUCCGAUCACCAAUCUCUUCACCUGUCUAUGGUUUAACGAAGUGGACCGUUUCACUUCGAGGGACCAGAUAAGUUUUUCCACUGUGAGGGAUAAGAUAUCGUCAAAAACUAACUACACGAUCAAUAUGUUCUUGGACUGUGAAAGACGUAACUUUGUCGUCCAGGGUUACCACAGAGACGUGCUGGCGAGAUGGUCUCCACCUCCGCCUCCUGUGGAAAUCGCUCAUGUUUAUCCUCCGCCACCCAUUAUAACCAUCAAUCACAAUAACGGAACCUCGGCUGCUGGAGUUGUAGCUGAUGGCAUCGCAAGCAGUCAAACUAAGAAGGUCCCAACGAGGCAUGGGAGAGACAGACGAUCGAGGCGCCAUCGGAAAGUAGGCACCGGCAAUAGUAGAAAUGCCAACUCCAAUUCAAAUUUUGUCUAGACAUGAUUAUUAGAUUCAUUCGUCUCCUAUUUCAAGAUGUGCAAGAUAAGAAUCAUAGGUAUAUUUUUCCAUAUAAGUUUUAUUAUUUUUCUCCCUUUUCUCUAUGUGUUGUACAAUUCAUUCUUACAGAAUUUACACAUUUUGAUCCA